AAACCUUUACCAGUGUACGAUUAUAAUACUAAAUUUCCAUAUGAAAUUGAUGACGAUGGAGAAGAAGCUCAAGAUGUAGCGAAUCAUAUGCACUUUUCUAAAUUAAUGAAGAUUUAUGGAAAUGUUUUACAAUCAAAAUCAUAUUUUUCACAACCAGGAGCCUUAAGAAAUACUUUACCUGCUAUUGACGCAACUUUAAACUCAUGGUCAUUAGCAUUACCCUCACAUUUACAAUUUAAUCCUCCACCUGUUGGUGAUCCUGAACCAAAUUCUAUAUCUUUAUUUU
This is a messenger RNA of Rhizophagus irregularis DAOM 181602=DAOM 197198, 286 nucleotides long. Lineage: Eukaryota; Fungi; Glomeromycota; Glomeromycetes; Glomerales; Glomeraceae. The record is from RefSeq and is a predicted model, not a curated record.